Molecule: messenger RNA, 1408 nt
Organism: Homo sapiens (human)
Lineage: Eukaryota; Metazoa; Chordata; Mammalia; Primates; Hominidae
Gene: MKRN2OS
Product: MKRN2 opposite strand
Exons: 3
Coding region: 677-991 (104 amino acids)
Source: RefSeq, a predicted model, not a curated record
UUGUAGCUUAAAAAACCCCUACUACCCAGCAAAAGGAAAGCAGUAUUUGUGGAGAUUUGAUUAUGGCAACAUCUAAUAAGUGAUUCCAUUGUUCACUGGGUUCUUGUACUGCACCAUGAGGUAGGCAUUGCCCACAAAUGAGAAAUAUUUGACUUUAUGGCAAAUUAUCACUAACAAUACAAAAUAUUUGAAAGCUCUUUAACGUUUUCUCAGUGAGGAGCCUCACAAACCUGUACAUUUUUUAUUGGUUUUUAAAAGAGGAAGAAAUAGAUGUCCAGUGAGAUUGACUUGCCCAAGACCUCCCAUCUUGUGUCUGAAGCAGAAUUUGGAACCAGGCCCUCUGACUUCCAAUCCUAUGCUCAGCCGACUACCACUGGGUCCCCACAUUCUAGGGACGUCAGGAGUAAAGCAGGAUGUGGUGGGGCCUGCAGUGUUUUUUUUUUUUUUUUUUUUUUUAAGGAAAGUGAAGAUUAAACAAAACUUCCUUUGGCCACCUAUAGCUCUGAGGGCAGUGUGCAACCCUUCAGCCAGAAGCUUUCUUGUCUGCAGGAAAAGGUCCUGGGUGGAGCCACCUGCAGGAUGUGUAGCCUGGAUAUGGUGAGGCAGUGCACAUGGUGUCCAGCGAGACGGAGAAGGGUGGGAAGAGAGCAUAAGCAUCCCAUUACUGCAGCCCAACAUGUAUGGAAUGAUGGAGCAAUGGGACAAGUACCUGGAAGACUUCUCCACCUCGGGGGCCUGGCUGCCUCACAGGUAUGAAGACAACCACCAUAACUGCUACUCUUACGCACUCACGUUCAUUAACUGCGUUCUGAUGGCAGAAGGUAGACAGCAACUGGACAAGGGUGAAUUUACGGAGAAGUACGUGGUCCCGCGGACAAGGCUGGCAUCCAAGUUCAUCACACUCUACCGGGCGAUACGGGAGCAUGGCUUCUACGUCACUGACUGUCCCCAGCAGCAGGCACAACCCCCUGAGGGCGGCGGUUUGUGCUGAGAGCUAUGUAAGCGCAGCCUGGACGCUGGAGGGUAGGGUGGUUGCUACCUUUAAUCAGUACUAUGGAUUUCUAAAUGCAUUUAACUGUGGUUAAUAAAAGCGUGUAUGGGCCGGGCAUGGUGGCUCACACCUGUAAUCCCAGCACUUUGGGAAGCUAAGACAGGUAGGUCACCUGAGGUUGGGAGUUUGAGACCAGCCUGACCAACAUGGAGAAACCCCGUCCUUACUAAAAAUAUAAAAUUAGCUGGGCAUGGUGGCGCAUGCCUGUAAUCCCAACUACUAGGGAGGCUGAAGCAGGAGAAUCGCUUGAACCCGGGAGGCGGAGGUUGGGAUGAGUUGAGAUCGUGCCAUUGCACUCCAGCCUGGGCAACAAGAGUGAAACUCCAUCUCAAAAAAAUAAAAAAUAAAAAAUAAAAA